This is a messenger RNA of Gryllus bimaculatus (two-spotted cricket), 840 nucleotides long. NCBI's taxonomy places the organism in Eukaryota, Metazoa, Arthropoda, Insecta, Orthoptera, Gryllidae. The record is from the annotation of a GenBank genome assembly.
AUGAAAGAACGACCCGAUGCCCCACCUACAGUUGCGUUGCUGAGCCGCCACCCCUGCCAGAAGGCGCCUGGCCAUUAUGAACUGAAAGAAGCUUGCAAGUCGUUUGAAAAGGUGCUGGUCCAGAACAUUCAAUUUGGCCUGUCACCGUCCAUGACUGAGGCCAUCCGAUCCAUUCCAAGAUGGCGCCUCAUUCAGGCGUCUUUUCCUUACGUCGCACACGCGGCGGCAUCUCUCCUACACAACAGGAAAGAUACAAACUUGCAAAACGUCGGUGCUUCAGAAACGAAACUUCUUUACACCCUUCACUGGAUAAUUUUGGACGCAGCGGAAGAAUGUGCCGAAGCGGAUUUUGAAAAAGGAAUUUUUCAUUCGUCGCCAUUUUACUACCUAUUUUCAAUACCUUCAGUCACGCUUUUCGUGUAUCUUUUUGCUCCAAUAUGCCACCAUCUGAAAGAGUCAGACUUUCAAAAUCUUCGGUUGGAGAAAGGCCUCAAGAUGUGGCAGGCUCUUUGGGAUUACCAGCAUCCGCAUGCAGCUUGCUUCACAGCCCAUGUGAAGCCGAAGCCUCGAUCACUCUGGGCUAAGGGCCACAAAUCGCGUCUGAGACAGUUCGGAGAUAUCUUCGUUGGUAGAAAAGCAUCUAGUACAGAGGAGCACUUUAUUGCCACAGGAGCUGAGAGCCCUCCGAGUCAGACCGCCAGUGCUUCCUUCUCAGAUGGAACUGGGGCGGUGAGAAGCGAAGGAAAACCUGCUACGUCUGCAGAUGAUGAGGUUUUAAAAAGUAGUUAUACUAUUGGGUGCCGGAUGGGAGAUUCAGAUGGGUAUAGCCUUUCGCGAUAA